AGGAACAACUAUCUCCCACGCUCAACCAUGGACUUGUCUUCAUGGUUUCGACGCAGCCCUUCAAUUUCAAAUGGUAAAAGGUCCAAAACCCCACAAUCAUCUGUGCAGAAAGAGGACCAAGAAGAGCUUCUUAUUCUUGGAGUCACCGAACAACUAAUCGAUCAUGUGAAAUCCUUCACUUUAGAAACCUUCAAGAAUUUCCCUCUCCAAGAUGACGAUGAUUCUACCUAUGAUGUGGAAGCUACCACAAAUUCUUCGGGCAAUGUACAGCAGGAUCUCUCAGAUUGGCAGGAGCGACAUGCUAUCUUGGUUCUUUCAAAAGUCAAGGAACUUGCACAGCUUAGAUUCAAGCUAUGUCCACGCCACUUGAAGGAACAACAAUUUUGGAGGAUAUACUUCAUGCUUGUCAAAAGUCAUGUAGCUGAGUACGAGCUACAGGCAAUACGGUUAGCUAAACUCAAAAGCAUGGCUAUGGAAAAUGAAAAAACAUCAGACAGCAGUGUAUAUGAAGUUGAAAUGGCGGAAACAAAGCAAGCAGCAAGCUUAUCUCCUCCCACUCCAUGACAUCCAUAGUUACAUCACAGAAAUUGAGUUGAAUCUGGUAUGUUAUGCUUAAAAUCAUUACUUGGGAAACAUAACUUCAUAAACAUAUCCAUGCAAUGUCUUGUGCUUAAAAUCAUGCAAAAUUCUUUUUGUUUUUUAACUUUUUAUGAAGAUGUAUCAAGUCAAUGUCCUUUGGCAUUUGAUGUGAGCUUGCAAUGUUUUAUAUGUUGACCUUCCAAUAGAUCUUUUUAAAAUUACUGGAGGGGAUGUGACUGUUAGAAAUGGAGAAUGUAGAUUUUGAUUUUGAAAUAAUCUGAAGUUGGGUUUUUCUAAAGACAAGCUUGCUAGACUGGAUGCUUGAAAUUUCAAUCUCUCGGAAGUUAAUCCUCAAGGCACUACCAAAAGCAUUCUAGCUGGUGGUUACGUUUUAUGUUUGUUUUAAUUAUAGAUUCUUUUCAUUUGUAAAAUAAUAGUUCCAGCAUUCAGUUGCAAUUAAAUCACUGGCUCUUAUUUAA
Mangifera indica (mango) is the source of this 1058-nucleotide messenger RNA. RefSeq lists its product as uncharacterized. The record is from RefSeq and is a predicted model, not a curated record. The transcript has 4 exons. The coding region runs from base 28 to 564 and encodes 178 amino acids. NCBI's taxonomy places the organism in Eukaryota, Viridiplantae, Streptophyta, Magnoliopsida, Sapindales, Anacardiaceae.